Messenger RNA from Cordyceps militaris CM01, 1932 nucleotides. RefSeq names its product siderochrome-iron transporter (Sit1), putative. Gene Ontology annotation, cellular component: endosome; vacuolar membrane. The coding region runs from base 1 to 1932 and encodes 643 amino acids. The record is from RefSeq and is a predicted model, not a curated record. Lineage: Eukaryota; Fungi; Ascomycota; Sordariomycetes; Hypocreales; Cordycipitaceae. The transcript is spliced from 2 exons. Gene Ontology annotation, biological process: intracellular iron ion homeostasis; transmembrane transport. Gene Ontology annotation, molecular function: siderophore-iron transmembrane transporter activity.
AUGGUCAAGUCACGCAGAGGUUGUCGUCAGGUCGGGCGCCUGCGUGCGUGCAUAAAAGCUGGCGUCCGCCUGGCUUGCGUACUGUACAGAUCGAGUCUCGAAAACAACCCCCCCUUCGCGAUCGAUCGAGGGUUCCUUGCAAUCAUGGCGCUUCCCGAGUCGGAGCCGCUGCUGCAGCACCACCACCACCAUGCAUCCCCUGCCACCCGCCAUCUCAGCGGAUCGCCGCCCGCCUCAACCACUACCACCACCGGCGCCGUCUCCCGGGCCGCCGGCGUCGCCCGCAUGGACGCCGUCACAGCGAAACUCACCUCGACGCAACGCUUCUGGCUCUUUUUCGGCAUCUUCGUCGUCGGUUACGCCUACGGCCUCGAGAGCCAGGUCCGAUCUACCUACACGCCCUACGCCACAUCGUCCUUUAACUUACAUUCGUACCUCGCCACCAUCAACGUCCUGCGCAGCGUCGUUGCCGUUGCCGCCCAGCCCACCGCCGCCAAGGUCGCCGACGUCUUUGGCCGCUUCGAGGUCGUCGUCGCCUCGACCCUCUUCUACAUCAUUGGCAUGGCUAUUGAAGCAACGGCCACGUCCGUCUACGUCUUUUGCGCCGGCGGCAUCAUCUACCAGAUUGGCUACACCUGCAUCGUCCUCCUCCUCGAGGUCCUCGUCGCCGACUUUUCCUCGAUGCGCGCCCGCGUCUUCUUCAGCUACAUACCUGCUCUGCCCUUUGUCAUCAACACCUGGCUCAGCGGCACAGUCACCUCGGCCGUUCUGCGUGUCGCGACCUGGCGCUGGGGAAUUGGCAUGUGGUGCAUCAUCUAUCCCAUAGCCUCGCUGCCACUGCUCGUCACGUUAUACGUGGUGGACCGCAGUGUGGCCUCACCCGAGCUGGCGCUCGAAUCCCCGAAAGGGAACCCCUCCAACAAGCUGCUGGACACCAAGCGCUGGGUCCGUGAUGUAUCGACGCAGCUCGACGUUUUCGGCCUCCUCAUUCUGGUCGCUUCCUUUAGCUUGGUGCUGGCACCGAUGACUGUGGCUGGUGGUACCGCAUCUCACUGGCAAAAUCCGCGCAUUAUUAUACCUUUGGUGGUCGGAUGCAUCCUCGCGCCAGUGUUUAUCUGGUGGGAAAAGUACCACGCAAAAACGCCCAUAGUACCGUUCCAGCUACUCCGCGACCGCGGAGUUUGGGCAGCUCUGGCAGUUCGCAGCCUUCUCAACUUUGCCUGGUACGUCCAGGGAAACUACUUGUACACCAUCCUUAUUGUCGCCUUUGACUUUUCCAUUCAGAGCGCUACUCGAAUUACAUCCUUCUUUUCCUUCUUUGGCGUUGUCAGCGGUGUCCUCGUUGGUCUUGUCGUCUACAGAGUUCGACGUCUUAAGCACAUCAUCGUUGCAGGAACCCUGGCCUUUAUGAUGGCCUUUGUCAUGCUCAUCAGCCAGCCCGGAGGCGCGUCCAGUCGCUCCAGGAGCGGCAUCAUUGGCGCCCAGAUUCUUCUCGGUCUUGCCGGCGGUCUAUUCGCAUACCCUACACAAGCGUCCAUCCAGGCUUCCGCUAGCCGCGACCACGUCGCUAUUCUAACUGGACUCUAUCUCUCUUUUUACAAUGUUGGAAGUGCUCUAGGAAUCUGCCUCUCUGGAGCCAUCUGGACGCAAACUCUAUACCCCGCACUCGAAUCCAGCCUGGCUUUCCAGCCCAACCGAACCCUGGCCGAGUCCAUGUACAACAAUCCUUUCGAGGUUGUGAAAAACUACCCCGUUGGGUCCGAAAUUCGAUCCGCCAUUAUCGGCAGCUACAGCUACGUGCAGGGCCUCCUCUGUAUUGCUGGUCUCUGCGUCUGCGUGCCGAUGAUUGGCUUUGCCCUGGCACUGCGCAACCCUCGCCUAUCAGACAAGCAAGUCCAGGAAGAGGCAGAGAGAGACCCCUUCGAAGCAUAA